CACUAUUCUCUCGCUACUUUCUCUCUCUCUCCCUCUCUCUCUCUCUCUCUCUCUCUCUAUAUCUCUGAGAGUAACAAUGGCAGCAAGACUCUCUCACCUUGCUCCUUUUCUGGUUUUUCAUUUUCUUCUUCUCACGGUUCAAGGUUCCAGUAACCCAGAUUUUGACGCUCUCGUGACCUUCAAAACCGCUUCAGACACUUCCCAGAAGCUCACAACGUGGAAUACCAGCAGCACCAACCCCUGUUCCUGGAGCGGCGUGUCGUGCAUUGGCGACCGUGUCUCGCGACUCGUUCUCGAAAACCUCGACCUCCAAGGCUCCAUUCAUCCCUUGACUUCUCUAACUCAGCUCCGAGUUCUCAGUCUCAAAGGAAACCAUUUCUCCGGUCCCGUUCCCGACCUCUCCAACCUCACCGCCCUCAAACUCCUCUUCUUGUCUCGCAACGCCUUCUCCGGCGAGUUUCCAGGCACCGUCACGUCGCUCUUUCGCCUCUACCGACUCGAUCUGUCCAACAACAACUUCUCCGGCGAGAUUUCGGCGACGGUCUCCCACUUGACCCACCUCCUCACUCUCCGCCUCGACGGAAACAAGUUCUCCGGCCACAUUCCUGCCUUCAACCUCCCCGACCUCCAAGAAUUCAACGUCUCCGGCAACCGCCUCUCCGGCGAGAUACCCAAAACGUUAUCAAGUUUCCCCGAAUCAUCGUUCGGGCAAAACCCGUUUCUCUGUGGUGCUCCAGUUAAAAAAUGCGCAUCCGACCCAACCAAACCCGGAUCAGAAGGCGCCAUUGCUUCGCCGUUGUUACCACAGAACCAUAACAGCCCAACGCCUACGGUAUCAUCUUCACCAAGCUCAAUGCCAAAAACGUCAACACCAACGUCAAGUAGUAAAAGCCACGAGAAGGGUGCUUCUAAAAUAAGCCCAGUGGCGCUUAUAGCUAUUAUAGUUGGUGAUGUUUUGGUUCUUGCAAUAGUGUCUUUGCUUUUGUAUUGUUACUUCUGGAGAAACUACAAGUUAAAAGAAGGGAAGGGAACGAAGCUUUUUGAGAGUGAGAAGAUUGUGUAUUCGUCAAGUCCGUACCCUGCUCAGGGAGGGUUUGAGAGGGGUCGCAUGGUGUUCUUCGAGGGUGAGAAAAGGUUUGAACUAGAGGACUUGCUGCGAGCAUCUGCGGAAAUGCUUGGAAAGGGAGGGUUUGGGACCGCGUACAAGGCAGUGCUCGAUGAUGGGAACGUGGUUGCGGUGAAGAGACUGAAGGACGCGCAGAUUACAGGGAAGAGGGAAUUCGAGCAACACAUGGAGGUGUUGGGAAGGUUAAGGCAUCCAAAUAGCGUUAGUUUGAGAGCUUACUAUUUUGCGCGCGAGGAGAAGUUGCUGGUCUAUGAUUACAUGCCCAAUGCCACCUUGUUCUGGCUCCUUCACGGGAACCGAGGACCCGGACGAACCCCACUGGACUGGACCACGAGGCUGAAAAUAGCAGCGGGAGCGGCGAGAGGUGUGGCUUUCAUUCAUAACUCGUGCAAGUCCAUUAGACUCACCCACGGUAACAUCAAAUCCACCAACGUCUUACUCGACAAGCAGGGCAACGCGCACGUGUCUGAUUUUGGGCUCUCGGUUUUCGCGGGGCCAGGCCCAUUGGGUGGGAGGCCCAACGGCUAUCGCGCGCCGGAAGCAUCGGAUGGUCGAAAACAGACCCAGAAGUCUGACGUGUACUCUUUCGGUGUGCUCCUACUGGAGAUUCUAACUGGGAAGUGCCCCUCCGUGGUGGAGAGUGCAGGUAGUGCUUACGGUGGGGUGGUGGACCUGCCCAGGUGGGUCCAGUCAGUGGUGAGGGAAGAAUGGACAGCUGAAGUGUUUGAUUUGGAACUGAUGAGGUAUAAGGAUAUUGAGGAAGAGAUGGUGGGGCUGCUUCAGAUUGCGAUGACGUGUACCGCAGCUGCACCUGAUCAACGGCCCAGGAUGAGCCACGUGGUGAAGAUGAUUGAGGAGUUGCGUGGGGUCGAGGUGUCGCCGUGUCAUGACUCGACGGACUCUGUUUCCGAGUCACCUUCCAUGUCUGAAGAUGCGUGUGGAACGAGUCAGUGAAAUAAGGGACUAGGUGCUAACUAGGUUGUGUGGAUGGUUGGUGGUAGUAUUGUAAAUCAGAUUAUUGAGGGUUUUGUUUUCCUAAUUAUUUUUAGUCUCGUAUAUGUUUGAUGCUUGUCCUUCGCUCACUUUCCUAAAUGCCAAGAUUGAUUUUGGUUU
This is a messenger RNA of Vigna angularis (adzuki bean), 2239 nucleotides long. RefSeq names its product probable leucine-rich repeat receptor-like protein kinase At1g68400. The record is from RefSeq and is a predicted model, not a curated record. NCBI's taxonomy places the organism in Eukaryota, Viridiplantae, Streptophyta, Magnoliopsida, Fabales, Fabaceae. Gene Ontology annotation, molecular function: protein binding; ATP binding; protein kinase activity. The coding region runs from base 77 to 2080 and encodes 667 amino acids. Gene Ontology annotation, biological process: protein phosphorylation. The transcript is spliced from 2 exons.